CGAGCGCACGCUCAAUCCUCCGGCAUUCGUGGACGGUAGUCCAUGGGUCAGCCCUAGUCAGCUACAACGCUGGGAUCAACGCGUGCGCGAAAGGUGAGCAGUGGCAGCGGGCACUAGCAUUGCUGAGGGAAAUGGACGAGGCAUCGUUGGAGCAACAGAUGUUGAACUGGAGUGCUGCUGUUACGGCGUGCGAGAGGUGCCGUCAGUGGCAGCGGGCGCUGUCAUUGCUCAGGGGCAUGGAAGAAGUCAGGGUGGGGACGGAUGUCAUCAGCUACAGUUCUGGGAUAAGCGCGUGCGAGAAGGGUGGGCAGUGGCAGUGGGCGCUGUCGCUGCUCGAAGAGAUGCGGGAUGUAAAGGUGGAGCCGAACGUCAUUUACUUCGUGCACGCGUGAUACAUGUCACGGCCCCUACCAGAAAGGCAGGUUGCUGGUUGCCUCCUCAUCCUCCCCUCUAACCUUCUCCCCCCCCUGGUCAGCUACAGCGCUGGAGUCAGCGCGUGCAGGAACGGCGGGCGCUGGCGGCAGGCGCUGAAGCUGCUGAAGGAUAUGGUCGGGUCAGCAGUGGAGUCGAACGUCGUCAGCCAAAAUGCCGGGAUCAGUGCGUGCGAGAGGGGUGGGCAGUGGCAGUGGGCGUUGUCGCUGCUGGCGGGAAUGUCAGAGGUGGAGCUGGACCCGGACGCCAUCAGCUACGGGGCCACGAUCAGCGCCUGCGCGAAAUCUGGGCAGUGGCAGCAGGCGCUGUCGCUGCUCAGCGAGUUCGGGGCGGUGCUUGAGCUGGACGCAAUCGGCUGGAGUGCUGGAAUCAGCGCGUGCGAGAAAGGCGGCAGGUGGCAGCAGGCUCUGGCCCUGCUGGGGGACAUGCGGGCGGUGAGGCUGGAAUUGAACGUCAUCAGUCUCAAUGCUGGGGUGAGCGCCUGCGAGAAGGCCGCGCAGUGGCAGUGGGCGCUGUCGCUGCUCUCGGAGACGGCGGCGGCACGCGUGGAGCUGGACGCCACGAGCUGCAGCGCCGGGAUCAGCGCUUGCGAGAAGGGGCGCGAGUGGCAGUGGGCGCUGUGGCUGCUCCGGGGCAUGGGGUCCGCGAGGAUGGAGCCGAACGUCCUACAGCGCUGGGAUCAGCGCGUGCGAGAAAGGCAGGCAGUGGCAGCAGGCCAUGUUGCUUCUCAGCGAGAUGUGGGAGGUGAAGGUGUUGCCCGAUGCAAUUAG
Prorocentrum cordatum is the source of this 1202-nucleotide messenger RNA. Lineage: Eukaryota; Dinophyceae; Prorocentrales; Prorocentraceae. The record is from the annotation of a GenBank genome assembly.